AAAGAAAAGACGAGCCCUCUCGCCUCCGCUUCCGCCUCGCCGCAUCUUCACUCGGGCUUCCUUCUGCCCCGUAGGCGCAGACCUACAUACCAUACACGCAGCAAAGAUGGCGACAGCCGCACCCGCGCAACCACCGUCCAAAGCCUGGGAGGCGAACCACAACGUCCAGGUGAUGUGCCCGGACUGCCGGGAGAUGCCAGCGAACCUAGUCGAGGAGUUCAGCAGCGGCGACAUGGUGUGCGGAUCGUGCGGGCUAGUCCUGGGCGACCGCAUCGUCGACACGCGCUCCGAAUGGCGAACCUUCAGUAACGACGACCAGGGCAACGACGACCCGUCCCGUGUCGGUGACGGCGCGAAUCCGUUCCUCAAUGGCUCGCAGCUGGAGACGUCGAUCUCUUAUACGCCCGGCGGCGCAGGGCGGGAUCUCCAUCGCGCACAGAGCAAGGCCACCGCCCAGAAAAAUAAUAAUAAGACCCUCCUCGCCGCGUAUAAGGAGAUCGGGGCGUUCUGCGAUUCCAUGGGGCUCUUGAAGAACGUUUCCGACUCGGCGAAACAGCUGUUCAAGCGGGUCGACGAUAACAAGUCGCUGAAAGGAAAGCCGCAGGAGGCCAUCAUCGCCGGCUGCAUCUUCAUCGCCUGCAGACAGGAGCGUGUCCCGCGUACCUUCCGCGAGAUCUUCGCCCUCACCAAAGUGCCCAAGAAGGAGAUCGGCCGCGUGUUCAAGCAGCUGGAGAAGGUGUUCAACGAGCAGCAGCGGACCGAGGAGGAGGAGGCACGAGCGAAGGGCGAUGAGCCACCCGUCGUGUCCGCCGCACACUACAAGACCACGUCGAGCACCAAGGCCCACGACCUCAUGAUUCGGUACUGCAACAACCUACACCUGUCGCAGAACUGCACGGCGAUCGCGCAGGAGCUCUCGAGCAAGGCGGCGUUCCUGGGUACGCUGGCCGGUCGCUCCCCGAUCUCGAGUGCCGCCGCGUGCAUAUACCUCGUCAGCUACCUGAUGAAACAGCCCAAGUCGGCGAAGGAGAUCAGCCAGGUUGCUGGUGUCAGCGAUGGCACCAUCCGCAAUGCGUACAAACAUCUCUACGCCGACCGCCACAAGCUCAUCGACCAGCGCUGGCUCGAGGGCGGAAAGGGCGACAUCAGCCUUCUGCCGACAUCAUGAGGGCCCCCCUCUCAGCCCAGU
Molecule: messenger RNA, 1189 nt
Organism: Tricharina praecox
Lineage: Eukaryota; Fungi; Ascomycota; Pezizomycetes; Pezizales; Pyronemataceae
Product: cyclin-like protein
Exons: 2
Coding region: 107-1168 (353 amino acids)
Biological process (GO): transcription preinitiation complex assembly; transcription initiation at RNA polymerase II promoter
Cellular component (GO): transcription preinitiation complex; nucleus
Molecular function (GO): RNA polymerase II general transcription initiation factor activity; TBP-class protein binding
Source: RefSeq, a predicted model, not a curated record